GUUAUCCUUCUCUUUCCAAUAUCUGUCGUAUGAAUAAUUGCCUAUUAUUUUUAUAUCACCCCAUCGAAAUCCUGUUCUUCUGGUUUUUCAUUUCUGAAACUUUAUUGGACGGCAAUCAUUCCAUUCAUCUCUCUCUGAACUUUUUGGGCAUUUUGGAUUUACAUGCCGUUUGACGUGAAUUGCUAUCCGGGUUUGCGAGAUAAAAUUCUUGGAGGUGGAGGAAAAUUUGAAUUGGGUUUUGGAGGAAAAAUUUUCAUAUGGGCUCUUGUUAAUUUUUCAUUCUGGGUAGCUAGGAAUUGGUUUUCUUCCAUUUGGGUUUUGGUGGUUCAAAUCAUUGGUAUCAUGUAUUUAGAGGGUGUUUGUUCAAGUUCGAGAAAAUUGUGGGAAAUAGGAGGAUAAUUUUUUAGUCUUAUGUUGGCACUCUGUUUUCCCGGCAAAUUUUUAUUAAAAUCAUCUUAAACCAGGUAUACAGGCAUAGCGUUGUAUUGGGUUAUGCAGAGUGGAAAAUCCUUUUUCUUCCUCAAGGUUCAAUUUUUAAUUUUCUUUUUCUUUUACCCCAUGCUCUCAUCAAACCACAGGCAGGGUUGAUGUUUUCGUCUUGCAGGAAAAGGAGUUCAAAAACCUAAUUUCAGGAUUAGGUUUUAUGAAGAUGGGGUUAGUUCAGUUUGCUUAAUCUGCCCUUCUCAUCAUUUUCCCCAUUAUCUUGGAGGUGAAGAAUGUCAUUUAUUUAUGGGGUAGUUUGGAGAACUUCACUUGUCUUCAUCUAUCAUCCAAUCCAUUGCUGGAUUGCCAAAAUAGGCUUGUGCUGUUGGAUUUCCUGAACUUCUUUGAGGAAUUACUUGAGGUGUUAGCUGAUCUAUUUUUUUGAAGGCAAGAACGAAAAUCUCAUUGCGAUGGAUGGGUUACCAGAACAUUUACUGUGGGAGAUCUUAGGCAGGAUAAACAAAACCGUAGACAGAAAUUCUGCAUCUUUAGCAUGUAAACGCUUCCACAAAGUGGAUAAUGAGCAGAGGCGAUCUCUUAGGGUUGGUUGUGGAUUAAACCCUGCCAAUGAGGCUUUGACAUCCCUCUGCAAUAGGUUUCCCAACUUGGUGAAAGUAGAAAUUACUUACUCCGGAUGGAUGUCCAAAUCAGGAAAGCAGUUGGACGACCAAGGGCUUCUUAUUCUUUCUGUUCUCUGCCCUUCUUUGACAGAUGUUACCUUAAGCUACUGCACUUUCAUUACUGAUGUGGGUCUUAGUUACUUGGCAUCGUGCUCCAAGCUUUCAGCGCUAAAGUUGAAUUUCACCCCGAGAAUCACUGGCUGUGGCAUAUUAUCUCUUGUUGUUGGGUGCAAAAAGCUUACUGUUCUCCACCUGAUCCGAUGCUUAAAUGUUAGCAGUGUUGAGUGGCUAGAAUAUCUUGGCAAGCUUGAAACACUUGAAGAUCUCUCCAUUAAAAAUUGUAGGGCAAUUGGGGAAGGUGAUUUGAUUAAGCUAGGACCCACGUGGCGGAAGAUAAAGAGAUUGCAAUUUGAGGUGGACGUUAAUUAUAGAUAUAUGAAGGUUUAUGAUCGGCUAGCUGUGGAUCGAUGGCAAAAGCAGUUGGUCCCGUGUGAAAAUAUGCUGGAGCUUAGCUUGGUGAAUUGCAUCAUCAGCCCUGGAAGAGGGCUUGCUUGUCUGUUGGAAAAGUGCAAGAAUUUGGAGAAGAUUCGCUUAGACAUGUGUGUUGGAGUAAGGGACUGUGACAUUGUAGGAUUAGCCCAAAAAUCAAGUAAUCUUCGAUCCAUUUCCCUCCGAGGCCCAUCUGAUUUCUCACUCCCUCUUUUGCUGAGUAACCCAUUGAGGUUAACAGAUGAGAGUUUAAAGGCUGUGGCUCAAAACUGUUCAAUGCUUGAAUCAAUUAGAAUAUCUUUCACUGAUGGAGAGUUCCCUUCAUUUUCCUCCUUUACUUUAAAUGGAAUCCUUACUGUGAUCCAAAUGUGCCCGAUUCGAAAACUCUCUCUGGACCAUGUCUAUUCCUUCAACGAUGCUGGAAUGGAAGCACUUUGUUCAGCCCCAUAUCUAGAAACCCUAGAGCUGGUGAGAUGCCAAGAGAUCACUGAUGAAGGGCUGCAGCUUGUGGCCCAGUUUCCUCACUUGUGUGUGCUACGGCUCAGCAAGUGUCUGGGAGUAACCGAUGAUGGGUUCAAGCCCCUUGUUGGGUCAUACAAGUUGGAAUUGUUGAGUGUGGAAAAUUGCCCCCAGAUUUCUGAAAGGGGUGUUCAAGGUGCUGCAAAAUCGGUAUCCUUUAAGCAAGACUUGUCAUGGAUGUACUGAACAAUCCUGAAAUAGGCCUCUUCUGUUUGUAGGCUUUGGUGUAUUGUCCGCAUGAAUGCCUCAUUGUGAGUCUCCAGAAAACCUUCUCCUUGCAUCUGUUGCCUUGUCUAUAUCAUUAGCUUCCAGUAGCUGAGAAGUAUUUCAUUCUGAUUGUAAUCCAUUGUAUUAUUUGGAACUUAAGAUGUAUAAUUUGUUGAAAUAAACGUUGCUUCAGAUUCAUGAUCCUUUGCUGAAACCAUUAUGAUUGAUCAUUGUGAAUGCAAUUUUUGUUCAGUCAAGGAAUUGAAUGGUAAGCAACAAGUGAUAAAUGAUAUGGGAUUCUCUUGGAUU
Vitis riparia (riverbank grape) is the source of this 2627-nucleotide messenger RNA. RefSeq names its product F-box/LRR-repeat protein 14. Gene Ontology annotation, cellular component: SCF ubiquitin ligase complex. Gene Ontology annotation, biological process: SCF-dependent proteasomal ubiquitin-dependent protein catabolic process. The transcript has 2 exons. The record is from RefSeq and is a predicted model, not a curated record. The coding region runs from base 894 to 2297 and encodes 467 amino acids. NCBI's taxonomy places the organism in Eukaryota, Viridiplantae, Streptophyta, Magnoliopsida, Vitales, Vitaceae. Gene Ontology annotation, molecular function: protein binding.